Messenger RNA from Amorphotheca resinae ATCC 22711, 2920 nucleotides. RefSeq lists its product as hypothetical. Gene Ontology annotation, cellular component: transcription factor TFIIH holo complex; transcription preinitiation complex; nucleotide-excision repair factor 3 complex. The transcript is spliced from 2 exons. Gene Ontology annotation, biological process: transcription initiation at RNA polymerase II promoter; nucleotide-excision repair. Bases 65 to 2569 code for a protein of 834 amino acids. NCBI's taxonomy places the organism in Eukaryota, Fungi, Ascomycota, Leotiomycetes, Helotiales, Amorphothecaceae. Gene Ontology annotation, molecular function: ATP binding; hydrolase activity; 3'-5' DNA helicase activity. The record is from RefSeq and is a predicted model, not a curated record.
CUCACAGGUGUUGGAAUCUCUUCCACCUCUCCUCCGCAGCGCUAUCUGUUGAGCAACCGUCCAGAUGCCAGUUAAGAGAAAAGCUUCAUCAAGCGUCCGAGGGGCUCCCAAAGCCGCCAGAGACUCUGCUGCUUCGACCCCAGGUCCCUCAACCCCUCGAAGUAUUGGCAGCAGCGAUGAGUUCUCUGAGGAGGAAGCAAGUGAGACAGAAGCAGAGAAUAUAGAUAAUGCAAUAAAUAAGUUCACGGUUACGAAGUAUAAAUCGAAGAGGGACAGUGGCGUCAAAGGACGAGAUUCUGCGAGCCACCAUUUCAAGGAGAAUGACUUCUCGUAUCUGUCGCUAAAGCCCGAUCAUGACAAUCGACCGCUAUGGAUCGAUCCGCACAAGGGAAGGAUUAUCCUGGAGAGUUUCUCGCCGUUGGCUGCGCAUGCCCAAGAUUUCCUGACUACGAUUGCUGAGCCACUGUCACGCCCGACGUUCCUUCAUGAGUAUGCCUUGACACCUCAUAGUCUAUAUGCCGCAGUAUCUGUAGGGCUGGAUCCAAAGGACAUCAUAAAUGUGCUCGACCGAUUGUCAAAAAUGCCUAUUCCAGACAACAUCCGCGAUUACAUCACAAACUGCACUCAAAGUUACGGGAAGGUCAAGCUGGUGCUCAAGAACACCAAACACUAUGUCGAAAGCUCGGAUCCAGAAAUGUUACAAAGGCUGCUGAAAGAUGAGGUUAUUGGGCCGCUGCGCGUGGAGGGGACAGAAGCUAUCACGACCACUCUAGCUCCCAAUAUGGGAGGUUUGGUCAUCCCCGGGACAAAGAAUGCAGAAGGUGUCAAACAAGCCACAGAUCAACGGGGAGGCGACAGGCCACAAGAGGGCGAGAAUGCAACCCAAGAAGAUAUCUUUGCCACCCUUAACGAAGAAGAUGAUGAUGACGACGAUUCUGAUGCUGUCCAUGCCUUCGAGAUUGCCGAUACUGGUGUCGAGGCGGUACAGAAACGAUGUUUAGAACUGGGCCUUCCCGUCUUGGAAGAGUAUGACUUCAGAAAUGACGACGCGAAUGCCAAUCUCGAGAUCGAUUUGAAGCCCAGUGCUCAGAUUCGAAGUUAUCAGGAGAAGAGCUUGAGUAAGAUGUUUGGUAAUGGACGAGCAAAGAGUGGUAUCAUCGUUCUUCCUUGUGGUGCCGGUAAGACCCUGGUCGGCAUCACAGCCGCAUGCACGAUCAAGAAGGGCGUUAUCAUUCUUUGCACGAGUUCGAUGUCAGUUGUCCAAUGGCGGCAAGAAUUCCUCAAAUGGUCGAACAUCAAUCCAAAUGAUAUUGCUGUGUUCACAUCCGAUCACAAGGAGAAGUUCACAAGAAAUACGGGUAUCAUCGUUUCCACAUAUUCUAUGGUUACGCAAACUCGAACUCGAUCUUAUGAUGCGGGAAAGAUGAUGGAAUUCCUGCAGAAUAGAGAAUGGGGUCUUAUGAUUCUUGAUGAGGUCCAUGUCGUGCCAGCAAAUAUCUUCAGAAAGGUCACAUCAUCCAUCAAAACUCACUCAAAGCUUGGGUUGACUGCCACGCUGCUGCGUGAGGAUGACAAGAUCAGUGACUUGAAUUUCCUGAUCGGUCCUAAGCUGUACGAAGCGAAUUGGAUGGAACUUGCGGAUCAGGGACAUAUUGCUAAGGUCCAAUGUGCCGAAGUUUGGUGUCCUAUGACCACAGAAUUCUACUCUGAAUACCUUCGAGAAAGCAGUCGCAAACGGGCCUUGCUAUAUAUUAUGAACCCCCGAAAAUUCCAAGCGUGCCAAUUCCUCAUCGACUACCAUGAAAAGCGAGGCGACAAGAUCAUCGUAUUUUCGGACAAUGUCUAUGCUUUGCACGCUUACGCCCAGAAAUUGAACAAAGCAUUCAUUUUCGGUGGCACAGCGCAGCAAGAACGUCUCCGAAUUCUUGAGAAUUUCCAACAUAAUGAAAACAUCAACACCCUAUUUCUCUCCAAAAUUGGUGACACCUCUCUCGACCUGCCCGAAGCAACUUGUCUUAUCCAAAUAUCCUCGCAUUAUGGAUCCCGGCGUCAAGAAGCGCAACGUCUUGGCCGCAUCCUCCGAGCCAAACGCCGAAACGAUGAAGGUUUUAAUGCGUUCUUUUACUCGCUCGUCUCUAAGGAUACCCAAGAGAUGUACUAUUCCUCCAAACGCCAAGCCUUCCUCGUUGACCAGGGCUAUGCCUUCAAAGUCAUCACUCAUCUCCAGGGAAUCGAGAACUUGCCCGGCCUAGCCUUCUCCACCGCUGCUGAACGCAGAGAAUUGUUACAGAAUGUGAUGAUUCAGAAUGAAGACUGGGACGAGAAGAUUUCAGAUGAUUUAUUCCAUCGAAAUGAUGGCAAGGUCGGAGCUGGAGCUAGGAAGAAGGUAGGCGCAAGGAGGACCGCUGGGACUCUGUCUGAGUUGGCGGGUGGCCAGGAUAUGGCAUAUGUGGAGCAGAACAGGAGUAAGAACAAGGAGCUGAAAAAGAAGAAAGGAGAAAGCAAUCCGUUCUUCAGGAAGUUGCAGAGAGACCAAGCAAAAAGGAGGGCGGCACUUGCUGAGCCUUAGACGGUGGUUUUGCGAUUAUAGAACGGGAUGAGAUGGUUUAGAGGAGUUUGGGUGCAUAUGUAAUGGUAGAUGGGAUGUUGGACAUAAAAGGGAAUGAAACCGUGCCAUUGCGAGUGCAUUUGGUUCUUUAUCUACUGUGAGUCAGAACAUAGUCUCAAUUGUUCGCUAUUGUCAUGCAUGUUACUUCCCAGGCAGAAGAAAGUUCAGUCUGUAAUAAGCUGGUGAGCAAGGGGGCUUUCCUCAGUGAAGUUCAUAAUGUUGCCACUAAAUGUAUGACUAUUAUGGAAUGCUUAAGAAAAGACUGUCGUUAUUGAAUGUCAAGUGUUGAUAGAUGUCUCGUCACAUCUGAGU